Messenger RNA from Drosophila navojoa, 2890 nucleotides. RefSeq lists its product as uncharacterized. The record is from RefSeq and is a predicted model, not a curated record. Lineage: Eukaryota; Metazoa; Arthropoda; Insecta; Diptera; Drosophilidae.
UUUAUAAGCGUUAUUAUAUAUACAGUAUUAGCAACAACUGAAAGAAGAAAAAAUAAUAUAAAAAUGUCCUGCAUAUCGAGCAAUUUUAGCUCAUUCUUUCUCAACUCCUUGAACGAUCCUUCAGAGUUUUCCAAGUACUUGAGCAAUGGCGAGUUGAAAUGUACAAAUUUCGAAGAAUUUCAAGUGUUUGCUCAGUCAACGCAACAGCAACAACAGCAGCAGCAACUACAACAACAACAACCACAAUCACAGUAUUCAUGCACAAAUGGCAUCGGCGUCGGAGGAGCAGAGCUCGGAUUCGAAACGGCAGCGACGUUGCAGUUGCAGUCGGCGCAGCGUGAAGCUGCGGAAACGCCGGCAGUGCUAAGCACACCGUUGCUCAACAACCGUUGGCCGACAGCGGUGGCAACGCCAAACGGACACGUGCCCGCCUCUGCCGCUGCUGCCAACGCUCAGCAUUUCGAUGGUUCCUUUGAGUUUAUCAAAUAUCUGCGCCACUCUACGGACUUUACGCCCAGCAGCGGCAGCAGCAGCGGUGUCAGUAGCAGCAAUAGCGCUGUCGGCGUCAACGUCAGCAGCGACGCAGUUGACAGCGCCGCAUUGGCAGCACCGGCAGAGAAGAGCAGUAAAUUGAUUGGAGCGGGCAGGAUUACAACACCGCCGCCAGGGAGCGCCACUGCUGGUGGUGCUGGUGGCAGUGGUAGCUGCAGUGUGGGUUUAUUGGAUCUGGACUCGGCAAACCCAUCGCAAAAAUCACGUUCGGCCUCCCGUAAAGUCGCCGCGCUGCUAUCUUCCGUAUCGCGCUCUUCCAAUAGCCUGGACGCCAGCACCUCCGCCCUGGACGCCGUCUUUGAUCACGACUCGAAGCAAACAAUCUUUGAGCUGCAACACUUAACGAGCACCUCGAACGGCUCGAAUGGCUCCAAUUCAAAUGAGUCGUCCUCGCUGGAGUUACUUGCCUUUCCCAACUCUCAUCUGAAUGCUUCCAAUUCAAAUACCUCCUCGGAGGAGCAUUGCGGCAGUGCAGCAGAAUUCGGUGGACUGUUGGGUGGAUCAGGAUGCUCGGCGGCUUCUGGCGCUGGUGGGGCGCCCAAGCUUUUAGGUAGCUUUGUGAUCAAGGAGAACUUCGAUGUGCAUCCCUCGCAUAAGGUAGAGGAGGGCAUCUUCCAGCACAUGAACAAGCUGCCGUCAAAGAAGAAGGAUACACUCAAGCAGUUGGGUGUACGAUUCACGGGCCAAAUGACAUUGACGGAUAAAUCGAUUGUGGUCGAAAAUUUUAUCAAAUUUUGCGAGGAAUACGAUAUUAAGGAUCAUCGACCCUGGUUGUCCUUAAAUCAAUGUGGCCUCAACAAACCUGAGCAAAUCAAAUUCGCACGCUAUUUGGGACAAGGAUUGCCAACGUUUACACUCUUCUGCAUUUAUAGCAAUUUUAAAAAUCUAUUUUGCACCAAACGCACAGAAAUCUAUACCAAGGAUGGCUACAAUCUGCCUUAUAUACUCGAUAAGACCAAGCGCUUCCUGGCCAACACAACAGCUGACCUCAAGAACAUGGCGGCCGCCAAUGACGGCACGCUCGAGUUUGCCAGCAAUAGCAGCACCAGCAGCACCAAUAGCACCAGCAACAACAACAACAGCAGCAGCAGCAGCAGCAGUGUUAACAGCAGUAGCAGCAGCACCAGUAACAGCAGCAACACUGUUAACAACUAUGUACCAGCAGCAGCAGCAGCCGCUUCUUCUCAAUCCUUGGACACACGUUAUAGCUGUGUGGCGCCGGCGUCGAUGUCCCUGUUACCGCCACCGUCGUUGCCGCCACUAGGACCGCCGCCACGUGCACUCGAACAGUUGAUCAUCUAUGAGAAUUUCAAUGUGCAUGAGACGCAUCGCAUCGAAGAUGGCGUCUGCACUCACAUCAGCCGCCUGCCGCCCAAGAAGCAGGAGCUAUUGAAACAGUUCGGUAUACAGAGUAGUAGCCAGCAAUGUCUGAGCAAUUAUGAAAAGUGCAUACUCAUCGAGAAUUUCAUCAAGUUCUGCAAUGAAUAUCAGAUAUCCGAUCAUCGACCCUUUUUGGACUUCCACGAGAGCGCUUUAUCCAAAUGUGAACAACUUAAAUUUGUACGAUAUCUGGGCCAGGGGCUAUCCAAUCUGACGCUAAACAAGAUCUAUGUGGCAUUUAAAGAGUUGCUGGGGAAUGGACGACCGGACAAAGCCGGAUCGGAGAGCUACAAUUUGGAUGCACUUUUAAAAAAGAAACGCAAGAACCUUUAUAAUCGACUUCAUGCGGCUGCAACAAGUAUCGAUCUAACAACGUUCGAUUCUACUUCCCAAGCAUCUCAGCCAAUUGGAACAGCACCGCAGCAUUCAUUGAUUACGCAAGCGCCGCGCCCACAACACGCCUUUGCUGCGUUAACAGCAGCCACACCACAGCAGAGCGAAUCGCCAUACAGUUAUGUGUCACGGUAAAAGCAAUCUUUAGCAGUUGCAGAGGUGUUGCACAGCAACAACAACAAUAAUAAGAGCAGCAACAACAAGAAAUACACUUACACACGAAUACAUAUUACAUAUACUUCCUGGAACUGGACCAGUAACUGUUGUGUCUUCAAAACGAAAAAUAAAAACAAAAACAAACAAAAUUAUACACAAAAUGAGGAAAAUUGUUAAGCGAAAUGAUGCUAAGUAAUAAAGUCAAAACUAAGUGCUAAAUUAUAAUGAAAAUAUGAGUAACAUAGAGAAAAAGUUAGUGUAACAAUUUGAAAUGAACAUAAAGGUAAUUAGAAUGCAAUUCCAGUUAGUAAGCAACAUAGGAAAUCCAAUAAGAAGCAGUUCAUAUGGCAACACUUGGCCUAUCUAUAGAGAUAUAUAUAUUUGUAGAUCGUGCUUCGGUUUCCGAAAA